AAAAAAAUGGCAAAAAUAUAUCCCUCCAUACCUUCAUCUUCUUCAUCCUCCUUUUGUUCCAAUGAAAGAGAAACAUAUACCAUAUGGAUGAAGUCACUUGUCAUGAACUCGAAUGGCUAUACCGUCUACGAUUCUAACGGAAAUGUCGUUUUUCGUAUCGAUAAUUACGAUAACAAGAAUAGCAGUGAAGUUUAUUUGAUGGAUCUUCGUGGAAACAUCGUAUGCACAAUUCUUCGAAAAAAAUUAUUGAGAUUGGGGCUCUGGGAUUGUUGCCAUAGUAACGAUUCUUGUAGGCCGUGGUUUAAAGUUGGAAAGGCAUUCAAUUUCUUCAAGAACGAUUCAGUUUACGAUGUUUUGGUUGGAACCAACGAGGCGCGAAAUGAUAGUAGCUUGAAUCAUAGAAUGGAAGGAUCGGUCCAUGGUUUGGAGUUUAAAAUAACUGACGGUGCAGGGAGAGUCAGAGCGGAGGUACAACGAAAGCGGUCGUCUUCAGGUGUCGUGUUGGGCGAAGACGUGUUGUGCGUGACCGUUGAGCCUGGUGUGAAUCAUAUCUUUGUAUUGGCUCUUGUUGCAAUACAAGGAUUAAUCCAUCGGAAAAUGUAGAUAUCUUUUUAUUUUUGGUCUUUGUACAAAAUGUAUGCAUCACAUUUUAUGCAAACGAACUAGAUUUUAUACAGAUGACAAUGACUUUUUUACUGUAGAUUUUGUUGUCAACUGAUAUCUAUUUGUGAAUGUAUUUUUGAUUCAUUUCUCUGUAGAAAAAAGGA
This is a messenger RNA of Cynara cardunculus var. scolymus (artichoke), 767 nucleotides long. RefSeq names its product protein LURP-one-related 11-like. The transcript has 2 exons. NCBI's taxonomy places the organism in Eukaryota, Viridiplantae, Streptophyta, Magnoliopsida, Asterales, Asteraceae. The record is from RefSeq and is a predicted model, not a curated record. The coding region runs from base 7 to 603 and encodes 198 amino acids.